This is a messenger RNA of Lathyrus oleraceus (garden pea), 3358 nucleotides long. RefSeq names its product BAG family molecular chaperone regulator 6. The transcript is spliced from 3 exons. The record is from RefSeq and is a predicted model, not a curated record. NCBI's taxonomy places the organism in Eukaryota, Viridiplantae, Streptophyta, Magnoliopsida, Fabales, Fabaceae. Gene Ontology annotation, molecular function: protein-folding chaperone binding. Bases 221 to 3217 code for a protein of 998 amino acids. Gene Ontology annotation, cellular component: plasmodesma. Gene Ontology annotation, biological process: protein folding.
UUUUCUCACACAUUCCAUUCCAUAAAACACAACAAUUUCAAUCUUUCUUCGCCUACAACUAAACAAAACAAACAACACUUUUAUCUCUUUAUUCUCGGGUUUGUGGUUCGCUUUUGCUUCGAUAAAUUUUCAUUUGGAUUGUGUGGAACUUGGUGGCUGAGUUUUUCUUUACUUGUUUUGUUUAUCGUUUGUGAUUUAGCAACUUUUGAAGUUUGUAAGCAUGAUCCCUGCAUACAGAAACAUGGAUUCAUACCCAUUUUACAGAAAUCAAAUACCAUUUCCUUAUUACUAUCAUCCCUCCAUGGAACAUGUUACCCCACAAAUGACCAAAUCACACUUUCCUUAUGAACAACCUUGGCCUUAUGCUAGCAGUUAUGCACCACAUUUCUGCUAUAGUCACUUACCUUCUUAUCCUCAUGUUCCCUCUCCAUCACCAGUGUUUUAUUCUGGUGGCGGUCCUUCACUCUUUGGUCCUUAUUCUCCACAAUCACAUUAUGACAUGGAGGUUCCGAGAUAUGAGUAUGAUAAGUAUAUGCCGAAGGAUCGUCAUUGUUGUGGUUGUCCUAAUCAUUCAUGCAACAACCAAAAGGGAGAUAGAACUGUGAGUGUUGAAGAGCAAAAACCUAAUGUUGGUAAGAAAGAGAAUGAUGGUAUGGAGUUUAGGAAUUUUCCGUACCCUUUGGUUUGGAUUCCACCAGAGUAUUAUGGUAACAGACAAAUGAAAAUUCCUACUGGGGUGGUGGAUGAGCAAGAUAAAAAACUUACUGGGGCGGAAGAUUUCAAUGCGGAUGUGCAGCGCACAGUUGAGCCGAGAUUGCAGAAUGGAUGGUUACCCUUUGAUGUAAAGGGUGUGCCGAACAUGUUUCAUGUUCGCGAUGAAGAUGGAAUAAGAAGUGUUAAGAAGGAAGCUGACGAUAAUGUGGGGGAGUAUGGAAAUGCAAAAAUGGAUCAGAAAUAUCAGAGUGAACAACAAAAGAGAUCUGAAUUUCCAUUUCCAUUCAUUUGGUUUCCCUCUUAUAAUAAUCAACAGGAUGGUGGAAGGACAAACAAUCAGACAAGCUAUUCAGCGCAGGAAGGAGUCGAGGAGGUGCCUCAUACAUUCAAAUCUAUUCCUGUGAAGUCUUGUGGUGAUGAAGGUGUUGUAAAAAGGACUAGUUCAAAUGAUGUUGAGUCCAGAUAUAUAAGGGAUUUUGAUGUUGCAGAGAAAGUGAGUAACCAAAGAAAUGUUCCUGUGAAGCAAAUUGAGUCGCAUCAUGUGAAAAACAACUCCAUGGAUAGUGAAUUGAGAAAAGUGAAUGUCCCUGAAGACACUGUAGCAAAAGAAGACUCGCACUCUGUCAGCAAACGACGGUCCAUUUCUCCAACUAAGGGUUCUAAGUUACCUCCUGUUUGUCUAAGAGUUGAUCCAUUACCAAGGAAGAAAAAUGGCAAUGGGAAAUCAAGGUCUUUAAGUCCACCUGCUUUAAGGGAACGUUCCAAAGCAAUAGAUUGUGAAACAAGCAACACUCCUUCGGACAGCAUAACAGACAAGACUGAGCUGUGUUCACCUCAGGUAUCUCAAAACAAGACUAAUGAAAACAUGGCCACAAACACAGCAGUUCAUGAAGAUGGUAAAAAAGAAAGACGAGUUUUAUCGGAUGCAGAUGCUGCUGUUGUGAUACAAACUGUUUACCGUGGUUAUCUAGUAAGAAAAUCAGAGCCCUUAAAGAAACUAAGGCAGAUAGAUGAAGUCAGUAAAGAGGUGACUUAUGUUAAGGAUCGUAUUGAGGCUUUUGAAGGUUCUUCUAAUCUUCAAACUGAUGACAAGGAGAAACUUGCCAUUGGAGAGACCAUAAUGAGACUAUUGCUGAAGUUGGAUACUAUACAGGGUUUGCAUCCAAGUUUGAGGGAAAUCAGAAAGUCUCUGGCAAGAGAGCUUGUGACUUUGCAGGAAAAGCUUGAUUCUAUAACGGUGAAGAAUCCUCCUCAGCAGCAGAUGCAAGAGUUAGAUGCUAAGAAACACCUUGAAAUAUCUCUGCAAAAUGUUCAGAAUGAAGAACAUAACCAAGAGCAACAAGAAGAGAAAGUGGCAUCACAAAAAGAUUCAUAUGAAGGUAUCAGUGAUGGAAAACCUCAGGAUCAGUUCUGCAUAAUGGAUGUCCACGGUGAAAGUGAACCUCAGUACCAUGUUGGUCCUGGAUCAAAUGAGGGAACAAAGCCUGCUAUACUGCCAAAUGGAUUACUUAAUCUGGAUAUCAGCCCAGUGGUUUCUGUUAACGCGGUGAAUUCCAUAAGUAAUGUUUCAGAUAAAAUGGACGUGGAAUUGGAAUCAAAAGUCACUGACAUUCCUAUUGAGGUUGAUAAACUCAAUAUAACUGCGCUUAAAGAACUUCCUGUGGGAGUUAUUGAUGAAGAUACCAUUGAGGAUUAUGUAAGUGAAAGGUUAGAUUCUGAUAUGCGUGCAAUGAAGGAGCUUCCAGUGGGAGUACUCGAAGAGACUAAUACUUCCGAAAAUGAUGCAUUCAUCAAAGAACUCCCAGUAGAACUGCUUGAUGAGAAUGCAGAGAAAUCUGAAGCAGAAAGAUCUGAAUAUAAAGAAAAAGAUACUGAACUAGAGCAGCCUCUGGUUGAAGAAAAAGAAGGGGUGCAGUCUAGUGAGGAAUCAGAUGGUUGGGUACAGAUUGAGCUCGAGAAACAAGAUGAGGUAAAGAUUGAGCUCGAGAAACAAGAUGAUGAAGUCAAAGUGGAAGCACCAAUGGAAACAGAAUCAGGAGAGGGAGUUGGAAAUGAUUCUAAGUUACCAUCUCUUGCAAAUGAGGAAGCAAAUGAUGUAGCAAACAUCCUGUUGAAUGAAAAGGAACCAAAAGAGAAUCUUGCACAGCAAGAAACACAUAUUGAUGUUCAAGACACUGUUGCUGGAGAAACAAACAGUGGUGAUAAAAACACAGAAACUUUGGCCAAGGAGGAAACUGAACCUUCUUUAGAUUUAUCUGUUACAAAACAUAAUGCAGAGUUGAAUGGUAACAUCAUGUUAUUGGAAGAGAAUGAGAAACUAAGGAAGUUGAUGAAGGAGUUGCUUGAAGCUGGGAAUGAACAGUUAAGUGUAAUAUCAAAUUUGAAUGGGAGAGUGAAAGAUUUGGAGAAGAAAUUAGCCAAAACUAGGAAGAGUAAGAAAGUGAAGACAAAGAGACAUAGAUCAGUAACUCCCAAAGUGUCAUGUGAUUACUCUACUGAAUAAUUAAAAGUCAUUAGAAGUGAUUCUCAACACUGUAAGUUUUGUAUGUUAAGAGUGAGAUGUGGUAUGAGUCAUGUUAUAUUGAUUAUGUAUAAUUGUAAUGUUUGUGAUAUGAAUAUGAAUAAUGUUAUGUUUCAUUUUUUA